Messenger RNA from Cladocopium goreaui, 962 nucleotides. The record is from the annotation of a GenBank genome assembly. NCBI's taxonomy places the organism in Eukaryota, Dinophyceae, Suessiales, Symbiodiniaceae.
AGGUACGUGUUCGGCCAUGCCAUGCUGUCGCCAGCGUGGCUGGAAAUGCUUGGUGCUACUAGCAGUGGCAGCAAUGGCAAACGGCAAAGAUAGCGAAUGCAAAGGGAACCAAAUCCUGGAGAUGAUCGAAGAUUAUGCUCCUCAAUGCAUUGAAGCUUGUGAAGAAGUUUGUCAACCCUUGGGAGGUCUCAUCAUGUCGGUCUUUGCAGGUGAAAUGGAUGCAGCCACCUUGAUCUGUCCAGAUUGGCAGACCUUCAGUUGUAUGGCCAAGACGCCGUUGAUCCUCAGUCACUGCACUCCAUUGUUGGAUGCAGCCCUGAUCUACGUGGGCAUCGACUUACCCAGAUCUGACCAGGAACUUCGACAGCUCUGUGGGAUCACCAGCAGUAGCACUGUCACUGUGACCAGCACGUCACUGCCGUCACUGCCAGAAGUGGUGCCGGAGCCUGAACCGCCUGAACCGGCUCCAAAUCCGCCAGAGGCCACAGAAACGGCUGCAACGGCUGCAACGGCUGCAACGGCCGGAAGUGAAGCUGGAACAGCUGGAAGUGGAGCUGAAACGGCUGGAACUGGAGAGAAUUCUUUGAGUGUGCAAUCGGUGGCCGAACCUUCCACGCCCAGUUCUGCGGAUGCACCUAACAUCACCAAUACCAGCACCAGCACAGCUACCACCACGCUCUUUGUGACGGAAACUGAGACCAGCACGGUGACUGCAACGGUCACUGAAACUACAACUCAUACCGUGACAGAAAGCACCACAGCGAGCACCACGACGCUGGCAGCUUUCGGGACAGUCGACACAGUGUUGGAUGGUGCCAGUGGUCUGAGUGCUCCAUGGCUGUUGCUGGCAAGCUGCAUAUGGAUUUGGCGGUGAAGCAGCCGCAGAAAUCCAUGAAUUCGAACAUUUGAAGCCUAACAUCCAGAGGUCCAUCAGGUCAAUCUGAUGGUUUGUUGAGUUGUCA